AGCAUUUAGGUUAGAAAGCUCAGAGGCAUCGCGUUGCGAGUUGAAGCAGUGAGCUGAGGGAAGAAACAACCGGCAAUGACUCGCCUGAGCUCCGACCAGGUAUUGAAGGAACACAACGGCGGCGAUCCAAGCUCCGUCACCAGUCUUCAGCUCACUUUCAAAGCUCUUUGCGAUGUGUCAUGCUUGGCCAUCUUCAGUAACUUGGAAAAGCUUGACCUCAAGUUCAACAAUCUCACUUCACUUGAGGGGUUGAAGUCAUGUGUUAAUUUGAAGUGGUUAUCAGUUGUAGAAAACAAAUUAGAAAGCUUAGAAGGGAUUCAAGGACUUACUAAGCUCACUGUGCUUAAUGCAGGCAAAAACAAGCUUAAAUCUAUUGAUCAGGUCAGCUCCCUUGUUGGACUCCGGGCACUGAUUUUGAAUGAUAACGAGAUUACCUCCAUUUGCAAAUUUGAUCAGUUGAAAGAAUUGAAUACUCUUGUUCUAUCCAAAAAUCCUAUCCGUAAAAUUGGUGAGGCUCUGAUGAAGGUGAAAUCUAUCACAAAGCUUUCCCUCUCUUAUUGUGAGCUUCAGGGUAUUAACACAUCACUCAAAUCUUGUGUUGAGUUGAUAGAGCUCCGCCUUGCUCACAAUGAAAUUAAGACUCUCCCGGAUGAAUUAAUCCACAAUUCAAAGCUCCAGAAUUUAGAUUUGGGGAAUAAUGUGAUCACUACGUGGUCAGAAGUAAAGGUGCUGAAAUCACUCACGAACCUAAAAAAUCUCAAUCUACAAGGAAAUCCUGUUGCCUCAAGUGAUAAAAUUACAAGAAAGAUUAAGAAAGCACUGCCGAAACUACAGAUAUUCAAUGCUAGACCAGUACAUAAAGAUGCCAAGAAUGAAAAAGGUGACACAGUUGAUGGUGAUCAUGAUUUUUCAGCAGCAGAUCGUGUGGGUCAAAAUUUGAGAGAUAGCACCAAAGAAAAGAAGAGUCAAAAUGAGGAUGAUCAUCCUAAAACUGCUGAUGAUCCUGACUUGGGGAGAAAGUCUAGUAAGAAAAGAAAGAAAACUGUUGUUGAUGAAGAAGAUACAGGUCAUAACAAGGAUAGUGCUGAUGGAAAGAAAGACAGUCUUAUAGGUGCCGUUGAUCCUGACACACUGAAGAAAUCAUCUAAGAAAAAGCUAACAAAGGAUGACAAGCCCUUGGACAAGGGUUUGGCUCUUGAGGAGAAUGUCAAUAUGAUUGAGAAGAAAAGGAAGAAGAAACAAAAGAAUGAGGAACCAAGUGAGCUUGAUGUUAUUGAUGAUGCAGAAACUUCAUUUGUAGAGCUAUUUAACAUCAAGGGUGCAGAAAAUCUGAACCAUGGUGGGGAAAAGAAACCCAAAGAUGUCAAAUUGGUGGAUAGCACAAUAACCUCAUUUUCGAAGCACAAGAGUGCUAAAACACCAAACUUGGGGUCUCUAUCAUCUCCGGUGACAGAAAUUGGAAUGGGAGGGGCAUCAACAUGGGGUGAUGAGAUAAACUGAUAAUAUCUGAAGAUAUGCUGAUGCUUCAAAAAGCAGACUAAUUUUGGUGAAGUGUUGCUCUCAAUUGCACUUAUUCUCUGCAUUAGGUGCAGUUGGUAAAACUUUUGAAAUUUUGUACCAUCUCUUUUGCAUAUUUUACAUGACUGAUGUGAAAUUCAGUUAGUAAUGUUGUGUUACUUUUUCAAUUGGAACUGCUUGUGCAAAGCGGUGGACAACCACAAAAACUAAAGAAAGUUACUUCUAUCCGCUGUGAUUUUGGGUUAA
This is a messenger RNA of Lotus japonicus, 1764 nucleotides long. RefSeq names its product leucine-rich repeat-containing protein ODA7. Lineage: Eukaryota; Viridiplantae; Streptophyta; Magnoliopsida; Fabales; Fabaceae. Gene Ontology annotation, molecular function: protein binding. The transcript is spliced from 10 exons. The record is from RefSeq and is a predicted model, not a curated record. Bases 76 to 1500 code for a protein of 474 amino acids.